Eupeodes corollae is the source of this 3454-nucleotide messenger RNA. RefSeq names its product chitin-binding domain protein cbd-1-like. The record is from RefSeq and is a predicted model, not a curated record. The transcript has a single exon. Bases 12 to 3293 code for a protein of 1093 amino acids. Gene Ontology annotation, molecular function: chitin binding. Gene Ontology annotation, cellular component: extracellular region. NCBI's taxonomy places the organism in Eukaryota, Metazoa, Arthropoda, Insecta, Diptera, Syrphidae.
ACUUGGACAAGAUGUCGAAAAUAAAUCGUGAACUCGGUAGUUUACCAUUGGGAUUCGUUUUCAUUGCAUUGUCAGUUUUAGUUUUAUACCCGGACAGUGCCAAUGGACAAAGUAGUGCAAAUUGUGUUGGAAAACCUGAUAAAUACAAAUAUCAAGAUCCUCUAGAUUGCCAUGGAUAUUUUAUUUGUCUCCAAGGUGUUAGCUAUCAGACUUAUUGUGAUCAUUUCGAAAAAUUCGAUGAAACUAGCGGAAAGUGUGUGACUGGAAAGUGUCCGCCGUGCAAGGACUGUGGAAAUUGCCCAUCAACAAAUCCCUGCACCGGAAAGCCAGAUGGGCUUUCAUGGGUUGACCUCACUAACUGUGCACAAUUCUACACUUGUGUUGGGGGCCAAGUUAGCUUGGGAAAAUGUGGUGAAGGGUUACUUUUUAAUCCGGUAACUUUAAAGUGUGAGUGCAGCCAAAAUGUGAUUUGUUCCACACCAACAGUACCAGAUAAACCAACAAUACCAGAUAAACCAUCACCAACAAUACCAGACACACCAAGUGGCGGUGGUUCCUGUGGAAGCCGGAAUCAUGGAGAUAUGUGGAGAGACCCUGCUGAUUGCUCCAAGUUUUUCGUCUGUUCAUGGGGAAACAUUUUAUCACAAAACUGCCCCGCAGGGUUACAAUUCAACGAACAGCUUAAUGUGUGUGACUGGUCUCAGAAUGUGGGUUGCUCAAAGGAUCAACCAACACUAGGUUCUUGCCAAGGCCGGCUGAACGGGGAAUUGUGGAGGGAUUCUUCAGAUUGUUCGAGGUAUUUUGUUUGCAACUGGGGAGUAGUCACAUUGAAGACAUGUAGCACAGGCUUCCAAUUCAAUCCAAGUACAAGCACUUGUGUCAAUAGCCAAGUUCAGGGCUGUCCUUCAAUUAACCCCCCUUCACCAACACCAACACCAACUGGAUCCUGUCAAGGACGAGUGAACGGAGAAAUGUGGAGGGAUUCAACAGAUUGUUCGAGGUAUUACCUUUGCACAUGGGGUAUUGUCACACUGAAAACGUGUAGCGCAGGCUUCCAAUUCAACCCAAGUACAAGCACAUGUAUCAAUAGCCAAGUUCAGGGAUGUCCUUCAAUUAAUAAUCCUUCGCCAACACCAACACCAACCGGAUCCUGCCAAGGUCGGGUGAACGGGGAAGUAUGGAGGGAUACUACGGAUUGUUCGAGAUAUUAUGUUUGCACAUGGGGUGUUGUCACACUGAAAACGUGUAGCGCAGGCUUCCAAUUCAACCCAAGUACAAGCACAUGUAUCAAUAGCCAGGUUCAGGGCUGUCCUUCGAUUAAUCCGCCUACGCCAACACCAAGCGGAUCCUGCCAAGGUCGAGUGAACGGGGAAAUUUGGAGGGAUACUACGGAUUGUUCGAGGUAUUAUGUUUGCACAUGGGGAGUUGUCUUACUAAAAACAUGUAGCGCAGGCUUCCAAUUCAACCCGAGCACAAACACAUGUAUCAAUAGCCAAGUUCAAGGUUGUCCUUCAAUAAAUCCUCCUGCGCCGACACCAACACCAACUGGAUCCUGUCAAGGCCGGGUGAACGGAGAAAUGUGGAGAGAUGUUACGGAUUGUUCGAGGUAUUACGUUUGCUCAUGGGGAGUUGUAACACUGAGAACAUGUAGCACAGGCUUCCAAUUCAACCCAAGUACGAACACAUGUGUAAAUAGCCAAGUUCAAGGCUGUCCUUCAAUAAAUCCCCCAUCACCAACACCAACACCAACUGGAUCCUGCCAAGGACGAGUGAACGGAGAAAUGUGGAGGGAUGUUACCGAUUGUUCGAGGUAUUAUGUUUGCUCAUGGGGAAUUGUCACAUUGAAGACAUGUAACACAGGCUUACAGUUCGAUCCAAACACAAACAUUUGUGUCAAUAGCCAAGUUCAGGGAUGUCCUUCAACUCCUGCUUCAUGUUCAGGGCGACCUAAUGGAGAUAUGUGGGGAGAUGCGACCGAUUGUCAAUCGUAUUACGUUUGUUUGUCCGGCACUGUCAUGACAUACAAGUGCAACAACGGCUUCCUUUUCAACAAACAAAAAAGUAUUUGUGAUUUAAGCUCAAACGUGAACUGUGGGUCAAAUAAUCCAUCCAUACCCCCAUCGCCAUCAACAAACACUUGUGAAGGUAAGACAAAUAGGGAAUUAUUCAGUGAUCCUUCGGAUUGCUCACAAUACUUUGUUUGCGCCGGAGGAUUAAAAUUGCCUGGAAAAUGUCAAAGCGGAUACUAUUUUGACCCGAGAAAACUACUUUGCAUGCCUCAGGCUCUAGUACAAUGCAAUAAUCCCACAACACCAACCACACCCACCAUACCGACGCCAACACCACCAUGUAGUUCCUGUGCGAACCAAUGCCAGGGUGAAACGAACUACGUGUUGUACAGAGACCCCUUUAACUGUGCUAAAGUUAAUCUCUGCAUCGCAGGAAAACAAGUAACUUACUACUGUCCUGCCGGUAAGGCUUUCGACAAUACAGUGGGUGCUUGCGUGGCAGAAAGCUCAGUGAGUUGCAAAUCGAUACCCGUUCCAGGUCCAUCAACUCCAUCAACUAACCUCUGCGUUGGCCAGAGAGAAAACACAUUGCUCCCGGAUCCAACUAACUGUGCCAAGUAUAUUGUUUGCCUCCAAGGAACAUAUCGAUCAGAAAAUUGCCCCAAUGGUAAAUAUUUCGAUGUGAAUCUUGGAGCCUGUAAUGUUGCUAGUUUGGUAAAUUGUAAAACUACUACAAUUCCUACAACUCCAACAACUCCAACUACACCAUUCAAUCCAUGCGAUGCUUACACAGGCUACGCAAUUUUCAGAGACCCAACAAACUGUGCCAGGGUUUUCAUUUUCGUUAAGGGAGUCUUAUCGUCCUAUGAGUGCCCAGCUGGAAAAUCCUUCGAUUUGACCACCAGUCAAUGUACCACUGAUGCCAAUUGCCAAUCAACGGCUGUAAUACCGUCACCGUCACCAGCACCAGCACCGUUGCCGUCACCGUCACCGCAACCAUCACCACAACCAUCACCGCAACCAUCUCCACAACCAUCGCCGCAACCUUCUCCGUCACCUUCUCCCUCAACGGUGAAAGACGGACAAGUUGAUUUAAGCAUUAAGGAUUGCUUAACCAAACCCCAUGGAGCACGUUUCAGAAGUCGUACCAACUGCAGAGUCUACUACCAAUGCCGCAACAGCGAAGCCGUUAAAUCAAGCUGUCCCGAAGGCCUUUGGUAUAACGAGGAGAGAAAUGUUUGCCAUUUCUCUGAUUUAGUUCCAUGUCCCGCCGGAGUGGAUUAAUACAAUAAUUUAUUCUAAUUAAUAAAUAUCUUAAAAAUGUCUACCACAAAGUAUCUUUAGACAAUCUUUAAAUAAUUGAGAAGUAAGCUUUUGUCAAGCAAUGUAAUUUUUUAAAAAUAUUAUCUUAUGGUAGAAUAAAAAACAUAUUCACGAGCAUUUUA